This is a messenger RNA of Amyelois transitella, 3938 nucleotides long. RefSeq names its product cysteine-rich with EGF-like domain protein 2. The record is from RefSeq and is a predicted model, not a curated record. The coding region runs from base 172 to 1182 and encodes 336 amino acids. Gene Ontology annotation, molecular function: calcium ion binding. The transcript is spliced from 4 exons. Lineage: Eukaryota; Metazoa; Arthropoda; Insecta; Lepidoptera; Pyralidae.
GAGGUUAUGUCAAAAUAACUCGGCAAGUGGGAGAAAAACACGUCAGUAUUUUGCUUAUUUUAACAAUUCAUAAUACAGUGUGAGUUUAAAAAGUACAUCAUAACUAAAAAGUUUUAAUAGCUGCGAAGAUUUCUGUUUUAUUAUCUGUAUUCGUGCUUUGCAUUUGGGAUUAUGCGGAUCGAUACUGGUCUUUGCAAUAUGUUUAACAAUCAGAAAUCGCUUCUUUUCACUACAAUUUUUGUGGCAGUUUUACCACUUGUUUUGUGCAAUAUUCAGCCGCCCGCUAUCAAUCCUGGUAUUCUGACUCCCAGUAAACUGCUUGGAGAGUGUCAGGCUUGUAAAUUAUUCGCGGAUUCUUUCAAGAAAGGUCUAGAAAGGACGUCUCGGGGUAAAUAUGAAGGAGGCGACGCGGCAUGGGAGGAAGAAAAGUUAAAAAAGUCAUACAAGCGCAGUGAGAUGCGUCUAGUUGAUAUUCAAGAAGGAAUAUGUAAAGAGGACACAAAGAACUCUGUGCAAUGCCACUCAAUAGCUGAGAAAGCAGAAGAAUACAUAGAAGAGUGGUGGGCGCAAGAUCCAGAUGAAUCUGCUGAUCUGUACACUUAUAUUUGCAUUGAUAAAAUGAAAAUGUGCUGUCCAAAGCACCAUUAUGGUAAAGAUUGCACUCCAUGUCCCGGAGAUCACAAUAAUAUAUGCAAUGGUAAUGGGAAAUGUAGAGGAGACGGGACUAGGAAAGGAAACGGCACCUGUUUAUGCGAUCCGGGCUAUAUGGGGGUCGAUUGCGACCAAUGUUCAGCUGGCUAUUACCUCUCAUAUAAAGACAGUAGCAAGAUGUUGUGUUCUCCGUGUCACAGGUCGUGCAUGGGAGGAUGCCGUGAAGGAUCACAAAAAGACUGCGUCGCUUGCAGACCUGGCUUCGUGUUUGAUUCAGACGAAGGCUGUUUGGACGUCAAUGAGUGUAACGAUAUCAAUAGAUGUACGAAAGACCAAUUUUGUCUGAACUCCAUUGGGUCUUAUGCUUGUAUGAACUGUGAUAAGUCUUGCACCGGUUGUCAUGGGGAUGGACCAGAUAUGUGCAGGAAGUGUGCGAAGGGCUUCUCGAAGAAGGGGGAGUUCUGUAUAGCAGAUAGGGAGGAUGAGGACCAAUCAGAUCAGUUCACUACUACGAGGGGCGAAGAAUUAUAAACCUAUGGAAGUUUCAAAGAAAUUAAUAGUUUAGGAAAUUUGGUACAUGACAUACGUGGGUCUCCUAAUAGCAACUGGGAUACUACUCCCCAAGUCUACCUCCCUCGGAAGCCUAGUUGGUGCCAUGGUGCUGUCAUACAUAGUUGGUGCUGAGUACUACUGCAUGAUAAACGGCCACAGUGGAUUGGUGAACUUGAAAGAUUACGAUCUAUUUCAGUUGUUCCAUACGUAAAAUCAGUUUUAUAUCUACUGGUGUUGGUCUAGAUUCUCAUUUUUUUAGAAGUAGACUGGUGAACUUGAAAGAUUAAGAUCUAUUUCUGUUGUUUCGGACGUAAAAUCAGUCUUAUAUCUUCUGGCGUUAGUCUGGGUUCUGGGUCCUCUUUAGAAAGGACUCCGGGGGUCGCCUGUGACUAAGAUCCCGGAUUUCCGUCUGACCUCCACAAACAUUGCUGGGGAUCCCUAUUAAACCCCUACAUAAAAUAAGUAUGUAAAAUUAUCAUUAUAAUUUUAAUUUAUUGUAUCAGUUAAGCAGUUUUAUCAUUGUAAUGAUUGCAGUUUGCACCAUCAAAAUGGGAAUUAAUCAGUUUAAAUUAAUACUAAUGGUGGGGUUCUAAAAGAUAACUGUGGACAAAAAAUGAAUAACAUUUUGAACAGAAUCGGCGAGGUUUUAAUACCGGCACUAAGAUUACAUUUUCUUGAUUAGUUUAUGCCUAUCGAAUCUUUUGUACAAGUUCUGAUUAACACCAAUUUGUAUCGUACCUUUAAACUGAACCCAGUACUAAUAAUUGAGGAAUGUGACUCGUCGAAACAUUUUGUAUCAAAUUGUCUUUGGAAUUACGUCCUAUGUGAAUCAAUUUAACUGAUCGAUUUCUGUGAAUUAAAUCCUGUGAGUACCAAUUUCAGAUCGAAGAAUAAUCAGUAUUCCAGACCCUGGUAAAACGUACAAUAACAGUAACAAUUGCACUUAAAAAAAAAAAAAUUUGGGUGUUUUUAGGAUAUAGGUAUCUUUAUUACAAUGAAUUGAAGGAUAUACAAAUUAAUUUAUUUUUUAUAACAUGCAAAUAAUGAAAGUUAAAAAGAUAUUUUUAUUUCACGACAUAAAUCAAAACUACGGCUUACAAUGUAAUGUGCGCCUAAAUUGUAAAAAGUAAUUUUAUCUUCUUCUUUAAUAAACUUAAAAUAUACUUUAAACUUCAUAAUAAAAUCAUAAUACUACCUACUUACAUAAUUAUAUUAUAAUUAAAUGCAUUUUUGUUUUUCUUUUUUUUAUUUCAUUAUGAAGUUUUAAGCAUUUCAUGAAUUCCUAAGAUAAUAUAAGUGGUAUACAGUGUAUUAAUGUAAUUAAUUAAGUCAAAUAUUCAAUUACGAAAAGAGUAGGAGUGAAUUUAAUAAUGAAGUAAAAACGAUUGCAUUAACAUAUUUAUUAUCACAAAUAAUAUACAUGGACGUAAAUAGUAUAAAAAGUGCAUUUUUUUUAGUAUAUAUUAAGAUAUUUCAAUAAAAAUUGAUAAUGCUAUUUGAGUUACCAAAUAUGUUUUUUUAUCAUUCAGUGUACAAAAUGGUAUAUAGUCUAUAUGGCUGCAAAUAAUGGUAUGUAGUCUUGUUUCACUGUCAGGUCUCUCUGCACCCGGCUGUACAUAUAUCAUGCACUUCAAAUAUUACGAAGUAUGCCGAUUUCCUUCCGUGAAAGAAAUUAACAAUAUUUUUUUUACAUAUUUGUACACGCUAAGUCGGAACUGUGCUUCCUAUUGCAAAUUAAGCAUUUCUUGUAAAUUAUUAAUUUAGUGCCAAUGGCUUAGAGACGUUCGUUUUUUUUUUUGAACAGAGCAAAGAACGUUGUCUGUUCCAGGUUUGAAAUUAUACGUUAUGACUAUUGGCGCUGCAUGCUUGUAGAUAUUCCCUUUUUUAUCUGUAUUUUUAAUAAUAUGUAUUUCUUUACAAAUAUAAAAAAAAUGCGAAGUUGUUGCUCGCAAUAUGUGUAAAGUUGUUUUAUUUUGAUGGGCGAUUACCGACAAGCGUUUGUUUUAUUUUCGUACCUAGUCUUGACGCUUGAAGAUUGAAUAGUAAUAUGUUGUUUCAAAUGAAAUGCGCGGGCGACGGUGGCCGCCUGUCGUUCGCGAUUAUGGCGACCGUGACACGCUUAGGUGUUCGAGCCGUGUGGCCAUGUGGUCUGAGUUAUAAGACUUUAUUUAUGGUUUACGGUUGCUUACUGCCUCCCAAACUUUCUUAAAUUUACGAAGUUAUGAAUAAAUGUUUUGUAUGGAUCGGCCUCCUUCGUGAAAUUAUCAAUUAUUAUGGUCAUUCACUUCUCGUUAUUGUCAAACCAACAAUUAUUGUCUCGGAACUUCUUAGGAUUAUCAAUAUUCUCUAACAACAUCAGUUCUUGUAACACUUCCCAACCCCAUGAGGGUGUGUGGAUUUAACAACAGUUAUCAAUAAUCAAAUUUUAAUGAGAAUUAAUAUAGUAAAAAAAAAAUUUAAUAUUUUUUUUUUCAAAUGAUACCUAACUUGACCGUUAUUUUAAUUUAUUUUCCAAGCUACCUUUAUUCAGUCGCUUUUAAUUUAUACCACCGCCUGUCUAUCAGUGUGCCUACAUGAUGUUACGUAUUUCCUGCGGGCGUUUUAACAUAUUGGUUCUAUGACUUGUGUGUUAUUAUUAAAAAGGCUGGUUCACACUGCGUGGGUUGACACAGAGCACUGAAAAAAAAAAACAUGUAUCUAUAGUUAAAUAAUGAAAUAAGGCUAAAAUUUGGUGU